Messenger RNA from Heterocephalus glaber (naked mole-rat), 3110 nucleotides. Lineage: Eukaryota; Metazoa; Chordata; Mammalia; Rodentia; Bathyergidae. The record is from RefSeq and is a predicted model, not a curated record.
GAAAUUUGAAUCCACUAAGUUGACUUCAUGAUCCAUCAGUGGUUUGGGACUCAGUUUGGAAAACAUUGCCAUAUAGGAUUGAAAACCACUUGGUGAAUUUUUGGAUGAAGCCAUUAAUUGCUUGCCAUCAUGAGCAGAAGCAAGCGUGACAACAAUUUUUAUAGCGUAGAGAUUGGAGAUUCUACAUUCACAGUCCUGAAACGAUACCAGAAUUUAAAACCUAUAGGUUCAGGAGCUCAAGGAAUAGUAUGUGCAGCUUAUGAUGCUAUUCUGGAAAGAAAUGUUGCAAUCAAGAAGCUAAGCCGGCCAUUUCAGAAUCAAACUCAUGCCAAGCGGGCCUACAGAGAGCUAGUUCUUAUGAAAUGUGUUAAUCACAAAAAUAUAAUUGGCCUUUUGAAUGUUUUCACACCACAGAAAUCCCUAGAAGAAUUUCAAGAUGUUUACAUAGUCAUGGAGCUUAUGGAUGCCAAUCUCUGCCAAGUGAUUCAGAUGGAACUAGAUCAUGAAAGAAUGUCCUACCUUCUCUAUCAGAUGCUGUGUGGAAUCAAGCACCUUCACUCUGCUGGAAUUAUUCAUCGGGACUUAAAACCCAGUAACAUAGUAGUAAAAUCAGACUGCACUUUGAAGAUUCUUGACUUUGGACUGGCUAGGACUGCAGGAACAAGUUUCAUGAUGACACCUUACGUAGUGACUCGCUACUACCGAGCACCUGAGGUCAUCUUAGGCAUGGGAUACAAGGAAAACGUUGACAUUUGGUCAGUUGGGUGCAUCAUGGGAGAAAUGAUCAAAGGUGGUGUUUUGUUCCCAGGUACAGAUCAUAUUGAUCAGUGGAAUAAAGUUAUUGAACAGCUUGGAACACCAUGUCCUGAAUUCAUGAAGAAACUACAACCAACAGUAAGGACUUAUGUUGAAAACAGACCUAAAUAUGCUGGAUAUAGCUUUGAGAAACUCUUCCCUGAUGUACUUUUCCCAGCUGACUCAGAACACAACAAACUUAAAGCCAGUCAGGCACGGGAUUUGUUAUCCAAAAUGCUGGUAAUAGAUGCAUCUAAAAGGAUCUCCGUGGAUGAAGCACUCCAGCACCCAUACAUCAAUGUCUGGUAUGAUCCCUCCGAAGCGGAAGCUCCACCACCAAAGAUCCCCGACAAACAGUUAGAUGAAAGGGAACACACAAUAGAAGAGUGGAAAGAAUUGAUAUACAAGGAAGUGAUGGACUUAGAGGAGAGAACCAAGAAUGGAGUUAUCCGGGGGCAGCCUUCUCCUUUAGCACAGGUGCAGCAGUGAUCAAUGGCUCUCAGCAUCCAUCGUCAUCAUCAUCUGUCAAUGAUGUGUCUUCAAUGUCCACAGAUCCGACUUUGGCCUCGGAUACCGACAGCAGUCUAGAAGCAUCAGCUGGACCUCUGGGCUGCUGUAGAUGACUACUUGGGCCUUGGGGGGUGGGAGGGUUGGGGAAUCCGUUAGUCAUUGAUAGAACUUCUUUGAAAACAGUUCAGUGGUCUUAUUUUUGAGUGAUUUUUCAGAAACUGUAGAAUUCAUUUUGUAGUAAAGUAGUUUAUUUUUUUUAAUUUCAAGUGAUGUAAUUUAAAAACUAAGUUGUGUUUUAAAACAGCAACAAAACUCUAUUGUAUUUUUUGCUGUAAUUGUAUAAUGUAAACCUAAUUAUUUUUAUCGUGGUUUAAAUUUUUUGCAUAUUUGCUUUAUCUUAUGCUGCUGAUUUUUUUUUACUGAAUUUGUAAGAUUUUGUUUAUCAAAGCAACUAUUUGGUGACUUGCUUAUAUCAUGAAUUAUUUAAGAUUUUUAUAGUUUUUUUAUUAGAGUUUAUUUCAGAUGUUUUGUUCAUGAUGCUAUCCUUCAGGGUUAUGUGCAUAUCAGUGAAAUAACCCUAGAGGAGUGAGGGAAAAUAACCUGUAGCCAGUUAUAUUCAGGAAUAACUACUGUAAAUGAUGAACGUGUUGAGAGACCUCCAAUAUUUGCUACUUGCCAAUCCUAGUUUAGUUCCAGUAAUUGGUAGGUAGGGAUCCUACCUGAAUUUCAGCAGAGCCCCAUCAUCUAAAUGGCAGAAUAACUCAGAACAUGUCUUUGAAGAUGCUGGGUGUGCACCAACCACUACCUUCUUAGUCUCCCACCCCACCCAACAAAAAAGUCACGGAUUAUGGUGUAUUUUGCAAAUUUGUGGCAUGCUCAAAGCUUAUCCCAUAAAGUCAAGAGGAUACUUCAUGAAUAGUACAUUUCAAUGCAAAUAAACAGACGGUUCACUUAACUAGCUAUGAGCCUGUUUUUGUACACACUGAGUUAAUCUCAGACUACAGGUCUUAGCAGUGGUUUAGAGUCUGGUCUUUCCCUUUCUUGCAGCCUCCAGCCCUUGGGCCUUUCCAUUUUCCUAUUCCUUGGAGGUCAGUCAGUUGAGCACCAGUUCUCAUGGUGUUUUAGGCCAUUUGAUUCUACCUGUAGCAUAAUCACUUAUACAUACUAGCUGUCAGGAGGUUCCAGAGCCUACUUAGAUUUGUGUAGGUGAUGUAUCAAAUGAGCAAUAUACCGUUCAUCUGAAAAUAGUAGCACACAGCCAUAUAUAGGAUAUCAUUUUCUAAGGACUGUUUAUUCACAUUGAGCAGAGCAGGCAUAAGUGGUGGUUAUUUAGUCUGAGUCUUUGAUUUGUUAUACUCGAUUUCCAAUAUAACAUGCAGUGUGGACGCUGAGUAGUGUAAGAAUGGUGCUGCUCCUGACAAGUGUGUGCUAACUGUUUACAUUUUAUAUCUGCAGAAUUAUUUCUCUAUAACUGAACUUUUCCUGAGUAAAGUGUCAUUGAUGUCUCAUUAUUAUUUUUGAAACACAUUGUCUGUAAUGGCCCCAGGCACCUUUUGUUACAUCUGGAACAAGAGGGAUUUCAUGUAAUGAACUGGGAAGUGCAUUCUUACAGAAGCGGCAAGGUUCUAGGCAGAAACCGUUGGCGUUCAUGACCAACAGGAGCAAGAGCAGGUGCAGCUCAACAAAUGCCUGAAAGUUUGCUUGGCAUUUUAUUUGUAUACUUAAUGAAAAAUUCCUUUUGAGUUAAAGUGUUUAGGUCAUUGUUAAUGUGCAAUAUUUAAGAUUAAAAUACAUUAGCCUUUUUA